AUGAAAUCCAUAAACCUGAUAUCCAUACUGAUAAUGAUCGUGCUCUACUGGUCACUCGUAGCAGCCCAAUAUGAUUCUCCUCAAGAAACGACACUAGUACCACAGCAAAACAUUGUAAACACCGACGACUUUGCCAAGGACAAACACCAGAAGAAACCUUCGAAUAGUCCUAAAAAGAGUCCCUACCAGACUCCGACACCAAUCGCAAUUGGGGGUCCAGUAUAUGCUCCUUCCCCACCAGGCUAUGAGGUGACUCCAAGUUCGGUUCCUUCACCGCCUGUUGGUGCUGGCGGUGCACCUCCAGCAACGAAUGGUGCUGUGCCGAUUCGUUCUCGUAUCAAUGCCAUUGCCACUGGACUUCCAAACGUGGUGCCAUUCGCAAAUGUUGCUGCUGACCAUCUCCGCUCUGCAUUUGAACCUUAUGGAAACGUCACAGACAGCUUUGUGCUCAAGGAUCGUGAAUCUGGUCGCAGUCGUGGAUUUGGCUUUGUGACCAUGUCGACUCCUGAAGAAGCAAACGCUGCAAUCAGCGCAUUGAAUGAAACUGAUCUCGAUGGACGAAACAUUCGGUUCAACCUCGCUGAAUCUGCUCCUCGCGGAGGUGGCGGAAGUAGUGGAGGCUAUGGUGGUGGUGGAGGUAACGUCUCUCUACAACCUGGUGGACGUGAUGCGUCCAAUGUUGAUUUGACAUUUUCAACCAUUCUCUUCUCUUGUGCAGGAUACGGUGGUGGUGGAGGAUACAGCAGUGGUGGUGGCGGAGGCUACAGUGGUGGUGGAGGAGGCUACCAACAACGUGGAUCCUCUUACAGCACUUACUGA
This is a messenger RNA of Synchytrium microbalum, 819 nucleotides long. RefSeq lists its product as uncharacterized. Gene Ontology annotation, molecular function: RNA binding. Lineage: Eukaryota; Fungi; Chytridiomycota; Chytridiomycetes; Synchytriales; Synchytriaceae. The coding region runs from base 1 to 819 and encodes 272 amino acids. The record is from RefSeq and is a predicted model, not a curated record. The transcript has 7 exons.